AUGGGUUCUUGGAGAUUAUUACUAGUGCCCUUGAUAGUUAUAUAUUUAACUGAUGCCAGCGGCAGAAGAAAGUGGCUGGAUAAUGAGGUCAUCAGUCAACUCAAUUGGGACUUGAAUCUGACAUUAAACAUAUAUAUGGAUUGGGAUCGUGACCAUCUAUCCCUCACUAAAAAAUUGCUGCAUACGGAUGUGCCAAAUAUGUUGCUUGGAGGCAGCAAUGCGAUGAAUUUAAAACUACUGGGAACCUUUACGGAACGUGCUCUGACUAUAGUCUACUUAAAGGAAUCAACAUUAAACCAGACCCUGAGUGAGGUCGUGAAAGUGCUCUGGCAACUGCAUCAUUUGCCUCUGCUUUUCAUUCUCCCAACAGAAGAGGAUUCUGUGCUGGAGACCCUCUUUGAACGUGCACUCCACAAUGGAUUCCUGCAUGUGUUGGUGCUUCAUGGAGAUAACCUUUAUACAUAUCAGCCAUAUCCCACUAUAAGGUUAACACAAAUUCAGAGUUUGGAGGAAUAUCAUUAUUUGACAAAACUGAAGAAUCUAGAAGGCUUGGAUGUCUUUAUUACUCGUGAGACCGUCUCGCCACGUUGCUUUAAUUACACCGAUCGUCGGGGACAGCUCGUCUACGCCGGUUACAUGUACAACAUUUUGCAUACAUUUAUCAAAUUUUAUAAUGGCACGGAGCGGGGAAUCUUUGAUGGAUUGAAUCCCAUACCAUAUGAUCUGGCCCUUGAAGCUUGUCUCGAACGACGAAUCCAUUUUGCGUCCCGUGUGAUCCCGCCGUUUGGGUGGAGGUAUUAUAUUCCAAGCACGACACUUUAUAACUUGAACACUUAUGUAAUAGUGCCUCAUGCAGCACGCCUUCCCAAGGCCUAUUACUUCCUGCGACCAUUCGAUGUCGUACUUUGGACGAUAAUCAUCUUCUCCAUGAUCUACAAUACAAUACUUAUUAACUGGAUAUAUCGCCAUAGGCAGCCUGGUUAUAGCAUUGCAGCUACAUUCCUGGAGGUGCUGCAGUUUCUGUGCUUUCUUUCAAAUUCUCAUACUUAUCACUACAGCAAAGGCUGGAGACAGGUGUUAAUUUUUUUAACCAUGACCCUCUUUGGGUUCAUGUUGACCAAUCUUUACUUGGCAUUACUUUUAAGUAUGCUAACAUCUGGCUUAUAUGAGCGGCAGAUGAACUCAUUAGAUGAUCUGUCUUUCACUCAACUACCUCUUAUAUUGGAUUACCUAGAUAUCGAGAUAAUGAAAAAUAGGUCUGGCAUCCAUCCUCAAAUACUUUCCCAUGCCACGACGGUAACAGUUGAAAAGCUGACCACAGAACGCCUUCGACUCAAUGCCAACUACUUGCAUAUGGGCUAUAAAGAUAGAGUAGAUUUUGUUCUCUAUCAGCAAAAGUUUUUACGGGUACCUAUUUUACAGAUGAUUGAUGAGGUUACGUAUGUGAUGCCCUUUUUUGUGCCCGCGGCAUUAGCUCUUCCGUAUUUGGAACUCUUCAAUUUCUAUUUGAGGAGUAUUUGGGAGUCCGGAAUCUUUAGAAAAAUGUACACAGACUCUUUUGAGGAGGGCAUCCUAAGCGGAGAAAUUUCUUUUCGAAUCACCAAGACAAUGGAAGUUCAAACAUUUGAUACGGAAUUUUAUUAUUUCGCCUACACCCUAUUGGCGAGUGGUUGGGUAUUGGGUUUUGUGGUCUUCAUCGGAGAGCAUUUGAUGGAGAGGUGGAGAAGGUGGAAGCAGCAAAGGACUAGUUUUGGGCAACAUUAA
Scaptodrosophila lebanonensis is the source of this 1764-nucleotide messenger RNA. RefSeq lists its product as uncharacterized. The coding region runs from base 1 to 1764 and encodes 587 amino acids. The record is from RefSeq and is a predicted model, not a curated record. NCBI's taxonomy places the organism in Eukaryota, Metazoa, Arthropoda, Insecta, Diptera, Drosophilidae. The transcript has a single exon.